AUGAAGACCUUUCGCAAUGUGCUGGGCAAGAAGAACAAAGAUCAACUAGCUCCGAAUGACGGCACGCCGCCCGCAGGACGGGCCUCUAUUUCCGGCACGGUCGGAUCCGAGCGCGAUACGUCCAGCAAUAGCCUGGCCGACGAUGCAGAGACGCCCGAGGCUUCGGCUGCCCGCUUGGUGGGAGCCGAAGAGGCCAUGCUGCCCAGCCUCGUCGAGGCGGCCGAGUCGUCACCCGCGGCAGCAGCCGAGUGUGCUCGCCACAUCCGCAAGUUCCUGUACCGCGAAAACUGGCGCCGGCCCACCGUCAUGUACAACGCCAUCAUGCUGAUGCGCAUCCUGGUCGAGAACCCGGGCCACACGUUCACGCGCAACAUGGACAAGAAGUUUGUCGAGGCCGUCCGCGAGGUCCUGCGCAACUGCCAAAACCUGCAGACGGUCCAGUCCCUCAUCGACGCGCUGCAGAGCUUCGAGGCCAAGAGCGUCGUGGACGAAGGCCUGGGCCGCAUCGUCGAGAUGUGGCAGAAGGAGAGGGCCAAGAGCAAGAUCCCAUAUCCGGCCCAUCCGAACGGCCAGCCACAGUUCAUGUCACCGAUGCAGCCGAUGCAGCCGAUGCAAUCGAUGCAACCGAUGCAGCCGAUACAGUCAAUGCAGCCGAUGCAGCCAAUGCAGCCAAUGCAGCCGUAUCCGGUGUACCAACCCUACACCAUGGGCCACCAGCCGAGCAACAGCCAGUAUGAAUGGCCGUCUUAUGGUGGAAGUGGAGGCGGAGGCGUGAGAAGCAGCGGUGGUGGCGGCCACCACAGCAGUCGCUCGCUGCCACGACCACAGGAGGUGCGAAAGCGUCUAGAGGAGGCACGCACGACAGCCGGGGUUCUGGCCGAUGUUGUCAACACGAGCUCGCCACCCGCCCUGCUAGACCACGAUCUGGCCGGCGAGCUGUCAUCCCGAUGCCGGCGAGCGACAGCUCAGAUUCUCGACUAUCUCGACGCGCAGAACCCGAUCCCGGACAACACGGAGAUGGCACACCUGCUGACGGUGCACGAAGCCGUGCAGCAGUCGCUGCACCACUACUACAGAGCCGUGCUGGAGGCCCGCAAACAGCUAGGCAUGGGCGAGACGCGGCGCAGUGAGACGGGUGGCGUGCCAGCCAUCGAGAUGACACCGGCCGGCCAGAGCAAAGACAAGGGCAAGGGCACGGCAACGAGUCCGGGCAUAGCGGACGGACCCGGCGGAAGCACCAGCAGCGGCGACGCUUACGUCUACGGCGGUAACGAUAGAGGAAAGGCCAACAGCAGCAACGGGGGCCUCGUAGGUGACAGCAAUCCUCGGUAUUCCGUGACCGAUCUGUACUCGGACUCGGACUCGGACUCGGACGGCCGGAUGGCAGCAGCCAUUGCCGCCAGCACGGCGCCCGGAGCCAACAGCCGGCCGUCACAGCGCUACCUCAACACGGACAGCCCGUUUACAGACGCGCCGGCCGAGUCGUCCCGCUCGUCAUCGCGCGUGCGUCCGGGAGCAGGCGGCAAUGGCAAGGCACGGCAAAAAGGCCCAGCUACGGGCUCGUCCGCUGCCUAUGCUUUGGAUGGCGUGUCGCCCAACGAGCCAGAAGACUACCAGCCAGCAGGCGGCAGAAGUGGUAGUGGUAGUGGUGGUACUGGUGCUGGUGCUGGUGCCUCCUCGUCGUCUGCCAUCGACUCGGCCGCACAUGCAGGCGGGCCGGUGUAUCGCUACUGA
Molecule: messenger RNA, 1734 nt
Organism: Grosmannia clavigera kw1407
Lineage: Eukaryota; Fungi; Ascomycota; Sordariomycetes; Ophiostomatales; Ophiostomataceae
Exons: 4
Coding region: 1-1734 (577 amino acids)
Molecular function (GO): ubiquitin binding; phosphatidylinositol binding
Source: RefSeq, a predicted model, not a curated record